GGGAAUAGAGAAACGUUUCAUUAUUAUUAUAAACGAAAAGGAAACGUUUCGAAACGAGCGGGAACGGAGAUUUUUAUCUCGACCUGACGCUUGUCUAUCUUGCCUCAUCACUGACAGGAAUUCACAGUCGAUGUUUUCAGCGCCAGGUGUAAUAUUUCCGCCAGAAAAUUGAGUCUUCCCUUUCCCUCUGGAAGCUGACACGUAUCAGAUUCCAUGCACUAUUCGGACAUUUUAACUCCGUUCCAUUCCGUCGUUCUGUCAGCUUUUCGGUCCCGCUGUUUUCUUCGGCCCGCGGCGUCGUCUCCGGUUUGGAGGAAAUUUAAUUAGGUAGAUAAAAUGGCAUUUCUCGUCGGACUAAGACGGCACUGUUCAAUUACGUUACCUGUACUUCGAUCGAAUGAUAGCUACUCAUGGUGCCAUCUAUUGAAUCCAAAUUAUGGAACCCAGUGGUUCAGUAGCCGUAGUGGAUCGAACGCGACUGAGUUCCCGGCAGAGAACGCAUACGAGAUCUUGGGAGUUUCCGAGACAAGUUCAUUCGCUGAAAUUAAAGCAUCGUUUCACAAGCUCGCCAAAGAAACUCACCCGGACCUUGCGGAGUCAAAGGAUGAUUCGUCUUCCUCGAAACGUUUCAUUCAAAUCCUUGCUGCGUAUGAGAUUCUUUCAGAUUCUGAGAAGAGGACAUGCUAUGAUAUCUAUCUGUUAUCUCAGAGAAAGAUUAUGCAGAAACCUUCUGGCCAUUGUUCGACUUUGCACAUAUACAAAUCCCAUGCAACUAUAGAUAAGCAUAUGGAAGUUGUUGAAUGGUUAAAGUGGUACAGAGUUGCUAUAAAUGACAUAUUGGCAGAGAAGAAGGUAGUGGUUGGAACAAGAUAUCUUGAUGUACUUGAGGCAGAUUUUUAUUCAGCCAUACAUGCAGCAUAUUACGGUCCAGUAAUAGAAUCAAUGGACCUUCUUCCUGAUCGUUUUGAAGCUGAGGAGAGGUCUGUGUGUGAAACAACAGAGGUACUGCACUUGGUUUCGGGACAAGAUCUUUUUGGGAUGGUCUGCCUGGUGGACAAUGUUCCUGAAUUAUCUUCUUCCCGGAAUGAUAAAUUGACUUUUUUUUCCUCUUUGAGUUCAGACUUGUGUCAGUCAAUUGAAAAAGCAAGUUCUUGCCCUGAAUCUGAUGGAGCAAGUGAUUUUCAAGUUUCUCGGAUGCAAGGUUUGAGUAUUAAAAGUCAUGUUUCAGAUGCAUAUAAAGAUUUGGAAUUGCAUUUGUGUGGAAAGGUGGUUGCUAUGGCCACUAGAGUUCCCCCUAAAAGCUGUCAUCAUGGGAUAACAAAUGAGGAUGAUCUAGACCAUAUACAUGUUUUUCUUAAUUCUGGUGAAAAUUCUGUUCAUUUUGGUAGGUUGUAUUCUAAUUAUCCUUCAUCAGAUGGACUUAGAUCAAAGAUUCCACUCGGAACUAUAAGUGGAUUAGGGACCAGUCCUGAGGAGGGAUCAUGUUUCAUCUAUGACAUCAGUGGUACAAAAACCCAUGUGAUAAUGAAACACAGAACAUUGAUGGUGAAGCAUAUGCACUGGUAUCGAAUGGUAGAUGAUGUUUGUGUAUGUGAGUGUAGAUGCAGUAGAGCCCGGCUACCACCAAGCAAGUUUUGGUUGUUUGAGCCACGCUGUAGCUUACAUGAUAUAGGUGGUUGGUAUAUUGAGACAUUUGGCAGAGAUAAAAAAGGCCAGACAGUCCCAUCCCAAAGGUAUUGGGAUGGGGUUGAUGCAGGUGCAAAAUUUGAUGAGAGACUACAUCCAGCAAUUUACUUGCUUGCUCUUGCUUACCGAACUCUAGAUCUUGAAUAUGCAAAAAGAAGGAAACAAGCAACUAGAGAUUUUAUUGAAGGAAAACUACUUAGGGUUCUUAGUUGGUGCAAGAAACUUGUUUAGAAGGAACCUCCUUUGAGGGCUUUAUGGCACACUACUUAUUGGCUCGCCAUCAAGAAAAAUAUUUUGAUCCUAUGGUUGAUGAAUUAGUUGUUUAUACUGUUCACCAUUUGAUGGGUUGAAAUCGUAUCCAAGCUAAGUUUUUCUUUGUGGAUGUAACGGAAGACAACACAAAGAACAAAUCAAACAAGGGGACCAUGCCAACUGGUCCAGAACUUGCAGCAGCCCGGGUUAAUCAAUACCAGCCAUAUCCAUCUCAAAAGCACCGGUUGCCUCCUGGUUGAUUAUAGAAGUUCACCAGAACACCUUAGAUCCUACAGCUGAGCGCAGAUUGAUGUUCAUAGCUUUUGAUAUAUCAUGGAGCUUCCAUAA
Molecule: messenger RNA, 2286 nt
Organism: Carica papaya (papaya)
Lineage: Eukaryota; Viridiplantae; Streptophyta; Magnoliopsida; Brassicales; Caricaceae
Product: Chaperone DnaJ-domain superfamily protein
Source: RefSeq, a predicted model, not a curated record